This is a messenger RNA of Danio rerio (zebrafish), 2879 nucleotides long. Lineage: Eukaryota; Metazoa; Chordata; Actinopteri; Cypriniformes; Danionidae. The record is from RefSeq and is a predicted model, not a curated record.
CAGCAGUGUACACGCAGGCGCAAGUUUCCGGCAUUAAGGCGCAUGCGCACAAGCAGUCUGAACUGUUGCUCGGUAACUACCGGGAAUUAGCGGCUUUUCUCCACCAAAUUUGAACCACCGACGCUACCGGAGGAAUUAAAAACCCGCAUAGAUGUGUUCACCGAGAGGAUUUCAAUUCUUGUCCUGAAUUCACAAAUCUCCGAGGAUGGGUCUUAAAUGAGGGCAUCCGUCCCAGAUGUAGCCGAACGGACCUGCCACGUCUCCUCGAUUCACCUGCACACGUGUGAUAGACCCUGAUGAUGAUGCCUGGGGAUAUGACGUCAUGGAGGAAUACACCUGGACAGAUACAAGGUUGCCAGUAAAGGGUUGAUUGGACUCCUCUUCAUACACUCCAGCAAUGGGAAGGAUUAGCAUUUCCUGCCUGUUUCCAGCAUCCUGGCACUUCAGCCUGUCUCCGGUGGUUCUACCCCGGUUCCUGUUGCCCUCCUUCAGGCAGCUGCUUCUCCUGGGUCUGCUGGCAGGCGUGAUGGGACUGCUGUACCUGCUGCUGGUCACAGGAAAGGGCCAGUACAGCUGGUUAAGAGAGGACAGGCACAUCCACACACGUUUGGGUCGGGUUCCUGACAUGGAGGCCACGGACACCAAUAACCCCAACCUGAACUAUGGGCUGGUGGUGGACUGUGGCAGCAGUGGCUCCCGUGUGUUUGUGUACACCUGGCCCCGGCACAACGGCAACCUGCACGAGCUCUUGGACAUCAAGCAGAUGCGCGACAAGCACCGGAAGCCUGUAGUGAUGAAGAUCAAACCAGGUAUUUCAGAGUACGCCUCCACACCAGAUAAGGCCAGCGACUACAUCAGCCCUCUGCUGAGCUUUGCUGCUCAGCACAUCCCUAAAAACAAGCACCAGGAGACGCCUCUGUACAUCCUCUGCACCGCUGGAAUGAGAGUCCUGCCUGAGAGCCAGCAGGAGGCCCUUCUGGAGGAUUUAAGGACUGACAUUCCUGUCAAUUUCAACUUCCUGUUCUCCGACUCCCAUGUGGAAGUUAUCUCAGGCAAACAGGAAGGAGUUUAUGCAUGGAUUGGCAUCAAUUUUGUCUUGGGCCGAUUUAAUCAUGUUGAGGAUGAGCACGAUGCAGUGGUGGAGGUGCAGGUUCCUGGCAGUGACCAGCAGGAGACGCUGUUGCGCAAGCGUACAGCUGGUGUUUUGGACAUGGGUGGCGUUUCCACUCAGAUCGCAUAUGAAGUGCCCAAAACUGUAAGCUUUGCUUCUCCACAACAGGAGGAGAUAGCCAAGAAUCUGCUGGCGGAGUUUAAUCUGGGCUGCGACGCUCAUAGAACAGAACACGUGUAUCGGGUUUACGUCUCCACAUUCUUGGGUUUCGGAGGAAAUGCAGCCCGCCAGAGAUACGAGGAAAACCUCAUCAGCAGCACACAAAUCCAGAACAAGCUGUUGAAUCAGCAUCAGGGAGAGAGCGCAGACUCGCCCAUCCUGGACCCGUGUUUGCCUGUGGAUCUUCAGGAUGAGCUGGGACCUCCAGAGCAGCGGCUUCACCUGCGUGGUUCUGGAGACUUUGAGCGCUGCCGGCUACUGCUCCAGCCCUUCCUCAACCGCACAAAUGACACCAACACGUCCCUCAACGGGGUCUACCAGCCGCCCAUCGACUUCCACAACAGCCAGUUCUACGGCUUCUCUGAGUUCUACUACUGUACUGAAGAUGUGCUGCGCAUGGGAGGAGACUACAACUCCACCAAAUACACCAACGCUGCUAAGAGUUACUGUGCCACCCAGUGGAAAACUUUGAAAGAGCGGUUUGAUCGAGGACUUUACGCCUCGCAUGCAGAUCAGCAUCGACUUAAGUAUCAGUGCUUUAAGUCGGCCUGGAUGCAUGAGGUGCUCCACUCAGGGUUUGCGUUUCCAGCGGCGUAUGAGAACCUCAGGACAGCCCUGCUGGUCUACGAUAAAGAAGUGCAGUGGACACUCGGAGCCAUUUUAUACCGCACACGCUUUCUACCUCUAAGGGACAUCCAACAGGAGAGUCUGAAGGCCUCACACUCGCACUGGCAGCACAGCUUCUCCUUCAUGAAUAACCACUAUCUGUUCCUGGUGUGUUUUCUGGUGGUGGUGCUGUCCAUCCUGCUGUACCUGCUGCGUCUGAGGCGAAUCCACAACCGCUCCAUGCUCCACCGCAGCGCCUCUGCCUCCGUCCAAUGGCUGGAGGAGGGCCUGGGCUCCCCAGACCUCCCCGUCACCCUAUAGGCCCUUUAACCUGUCAAUCAAACAGCCGGCCAAUCGCUGGAAGAGAAAGCCAUCAUGACACAUCUCUUCAGUGAAGGCGCUUGGGGAUUCUUUAACUUUUUUUUUUGCACCCCAAACUUCACAUUGACCUCUUGCUGGCCAGAUUUGCAUUUCAAAAUAAUUUCCAAUAGAUACAUUUGCAUUUUCCGACAGGUGAGUGACAGGAUUAAUGUGAACACUGUAUUUGUUACAGGACAGGACCGAAUGGCUGCUUCUGAUCAUUUUUUUUCCUGAGGUAUUUUUUUGUUGUUUUGUUAUUUAUUAUUCGUCUGAGGUCUGCUGAGGCUGCCUUUGGAUCUUUAACGUCACUUUCAAUGUGUACUUUAUUGGUGCAUUGAUUACGGUUUAUAUACACUCGUUCUCAAUUCAGAUUCAUGUGCUCCAGAGUUUUUAAUACUCAAGACUGUACGCAUAAUUCAACAUCGAUUAAAUGAUUUGGAUGUGCCAAAGAGAAAUGGAGUGAGAUUAAUUGUAAGGAAUGGACAAUUUUAUGUUUGAUUAACAGCAGAAAUCCUUUUUUUUUCUUCUUUUUUUAAGACCGUAAAGUUUAGAUAUACAAAACCAACAUGAUGGAAUGCAAAAC